GUCACGUGCCAAGGCUCUGAUCACGCUUGCGCCAGAGAAACAAGAUGGCGGAGAGUGCGGAAUUGAAGCAAAUGGUGAUGAGCCUCCGUGUCUCAGAGCUUCAGGUUCUUCUGGGGUAUGCAGGCCGCAACAAACAUGGAAGGAAGCAUGAACUCUUGACCAAAGCGCUACAUUUGUUGAAAGCCAGCUGCAGCCCUGCUGUGCAGAUGAAGAUCAAGGAGCUCUAUCGCCGCCGCUUCCCCACAAAGAUGGUGUCCCCAUCAGACCUCUCCCUCCCUGGCCUACACUCCACCACUGGAGGUGCUCCCGCUGGCAUGCCCACCAGCCUGACACAGCUGGGAUUCGAUGGGCAUGGCUCACCAUCUCUACUCCCUGUCGCACUACUCGGGCCAAAGCACGAGCUGGGCCUGCCCCAUCUGCCCUCCGCCCUUCACCCAGUCCAUCCAGACGUCAAGCUCCAAAGGCUGCCAUUCUAUGAUGUACUCGAUGAGCUUAUCAAACCCACCAGUUUAGGUGAGUAA
This is a messenger RNA of Sinocyclocheilus grahami, 521 nucleotides long. RefSeq names its product E3 SUMO-protein ligase PIAS1-like. The record is from RefSeq and is a predicted model, not a curated record. NCBI's taxonomy places the organism in Eukaryota, Metazoa, Chordata, Actinopteri, Cypriniformes, Cyprinidae. The transcript has 2 exons. Gene Ontology annotation, cellular component: chromatin. The coding region runs from base 45 to 521 and encodes 158 amino acids. Gene Ontology annotation, biological process: regulation of transcription by RNA polymerase II; protein sumoylation. Gene Ontology annotation, molecular function: transcription coregulator activity; SUMO ligase activity.